AUGGCUGAGCCUGCUGAGCUGCUGCUCAUCAAGGACCAGUACGAGUUGGCGUUUCAUUCUUUGAGCCGUGGACUGUCUGCUGAGGAGGCUGGUAAAAGAGCUGAGGCCCUGGAGUAUUACAGGAAGGGUCGACAGCACCUUAUGCAAGGACUGGAAGUGCCCACUGGGGGGCAGAGGCAUCAGGGAGCUGUCUGGGACACAGCCAGACAGCUUCAGCAGAGGAUGAGGGACACUCUGAGAACUGUCAGCACCCACCUCUCUGACCUAGAGACCUCUCAGCUGACAACUGGAUGCCAGAGGGGCCAACUGCUGAUGAAUCUCCCUCCUGACCUCUAUCCAGACCUGGCACCAAACAGUCAGCCUCCCCACAGUGCCCUCCACCAUCUCUACCCCACCAUACCUGCUGCCACCCAGAACACAACCUCAAAUACAGCUUUCCCUGCUGCUGCACACACACAAAUGCUCCCUGCAGUGGCCCCAGGAACUAUAGCCAUGGCUAACCCAGGGGACCAGCCUCCAGCCUACACACCACAGGCCACAGAUGGCCAUCGCAGCCUGUCUUAUAGUCGUGCUGGAGGCGGCCUUAGUUCAGCAGCAGCAACAGGAGGAGGAGAUGGCAACGAGCUCCUUUUCAUCCCCUCAGGGGUGCAGAUGUUUUUUGUGGCACCAAAUGGGCAGGUCAGCUCCCUGUCUUACCCAGGGUUCCUUCGCAUCAUUACUUUUGAUAGUCAGCGUAAGGACUCUGCUGCUGGAAGCUCCUCAGCCUUUCUACAUGUGUGUGACUGGCUUUACCCGCUGACAACAGACACUCCAGUGCUGUUGGCUAAUUCUGGGAUCUUUAUGUUCCCUGACACCUUGGCGGAGACACCAGGGUCCUUCGUGGGCAUUGUGUUGUCUUCUGAACUUCCUGCUGCUGACCGAGAGACGUUUAAGGAUCUUAUAUUGCAACUGGCUGACCUCAGGAUCCAGGGUUCAGAGGGGACAGGGUCAGAGGUUAUCAACCUGAGUGAGAAAGUUGCCCUUGGUCUCCCGAAGGAGGGAACAGGAGUGACAGUGCCAACAGAGGAGAAGGAAAAACUACCACUUCCAGGAUGGAGUGAGAAGAUGGCCCAAGGAAUCUUGUCAGGAGCUACACGGUUGAGUCAGGGGUUUACAAAAGGAGCAGAGGCCACUGGUAGAGCUAUCCAUAAAGGAGCAUCCAAGAUGCGGGACCACAUCUCGCCUGAGGAGACCCCCUCAGAGGUCAGCCCCCGUGUCACCAAAGGUCUGCAUGCGGCUAAACAGGCCAGCGGGGGUGCCGUGCGAGUCAGCCAGUUCUUGGUUAAUGGCGUGAGCCUGGUGGCAGGACAUGUGGCAGAGAAGCUGGGGCCUCAUGUGAAGAAACAUGGAGCUAAGCUGAUUCCAGAGUCUAUGAAGACAAGCAAAGAUGGCCAAGCUUCAAACCUGGAUGGAGCUAAGUUUGUGGCAGCCAGCAGUGUACAAGGUUUCUCUACUGUUUGGUCUAGCCUGGAGACUGGAGCAAUACUUGUUGGUAAAAGCGUCGCAGCAGAGACUGUCACAACUGUGAAGCACAAGUACGGUGAUGAUGCAGGCCAAGCCACAGGCACUGCUCUCCAGUCAGUGGUCAAUGUUGGUGUGACUGCAUACAACAUUGAUAAUCUGGGUAUCAAAGCCAUACUGAAGACUACAGGCAAGGAGACCGCCAAGGUCAUGGUCAAGAAUGGACAGCCAGCAGAAAAUGGAGGGGAGGAGACACAGAAACAAGGACAUGAUGCAGAGACUGAGAGGAAAAAAGAGGAGGAAGAGAAGAAAAAAUAG
Molecule: messenger RNA, 1818 nt
Organism: Scomber japonicus (chub mackerel)
Lineage: Eukaryota; Metazoa; Chordata; Actinopteri; Scombriformes; Scombridae
Gene: sparta
Product: spartin a
Exons: 7
Coding region: 1-1818 (605 amino acids)
Biological process (GO): cell division; negative regulation of BMP signaling pathway
Cellular component (GO): plasma membrane
Source: RefSeq, a predicted model, not a curated record